Messenger RNA from Sinocyclocheilus rhinocerous, 1370 nucleotides. RefSeq lists its product as uncharacterized. The transcript is spliced from 10 exons. Lineage: Eukaryota; Metazoa; Chordata; Actinopteri; Cypriniformes; Cyprinidae. The record is from RefSeq and is a predicted model, not a curated record. The coding region runs from base 1 to 1149 and encodes 382 amino acids.
AUGUUUCCAGCUCGUCUGCCUGUUCCUGUCAUCAGCAGUAUCUCUUCACAAUGUUCAUCAUCAUCAUCAUCAUCAUCAUAUUGUUCAUUGGUGUGUUCAGUGGUGAAUGUGAGUCAUGUGACUCUCUCCUGGUACAAAGGAAACAGUUUAUUGUCCAGCAUCAGUGUGUCUGAUCUCAGCAUCAGUCUCUCUCUACCUCUGGAGGUGGAAUAUCAGGAUAAAAACAGCUACAGCUGUGUGCUCAACAAUCCCAUCAGCAACCAGACCACACAUCUGGACAUCAGUGAACUCUGUCAGCCAUGUGCAGCACAAGGACUGUCUAUAGGUGCUAUAGUGGGGAUAUGUGUUGGUCUCCUCCUGCUGGUAGCUGUGGUUGCUGUGGUUUACUGUUGCUACAAAAAAUUUGCAAAAGCAAAAGAAAAUGAUCAGACACCUAGGCAACAAGCUAUUCAACUAAACAAUGGUAAGAUUUACAUGUCUUCUGCAGAUAAGGACAUUCCUGAUCAGGAGAAAGAUUUACCAGAUGGUCAGGAAGAAGGUGAUCCACUUAUUGAUGGUCAAGUUCUUGGGGAAGAAGCUAAUAACCCAAAUAAUGAUAAGGAAAUUCCUGAUCAGGAGAAAGAUUUACCAAAUGGUCAGGAAGAAUGUGAUCCACUUCAGGAUAUGUUUCAUUCUGAACCAGAUCAAGUGAAGAAAAUAAAAGUAAAACAAGGAGAAACUGUCACUCUAAAAAGUGGUGUUACUGACAUUCAGAGAGAUGAUCGGCUACGGUGGAAAUAUGCUGAUUCCAGAGUAUCUGAAUCCACAACCUUAUAUAGUGUCAUCGCUGUAUGCGAUAAAAGGAGCGAUAGGCUCUUAGUAAAGGAAGGUCCUGGAGGGAAAUUCAAAGACAGACUACAGCUGGACCAUCAGACUGGAAAUCUCACGAUCAAGAACAUGAGAGUCAAAGACACUGGGCAAUUUAAGGUUGAGAUCAAGAGCAACACCAAUCCACUUACAAAAACAAUCAAAGUCAAUGUCCGUGCUCCCACAAAAAUGGAAUGGGAUGAUCCAAAUGACAAAAUUUUGUCCUUGAUACCAGAAGAGGACCCCAACAACACUACUACAUAUACUGUGGAGCCGAGGGACACAGAUGAGGAAUUGUCAUAGUCAUAAAUGGUGGGGAACGGAGACACAAGGUCACAUGACAAUGCCAAUAUGGUGGAUGUAGUAAAUAUGGAUUGUAUUCAUGCUAUACACAUGCAUACUCAAAGACCAUACUUUUUAAAUGGUUGAGAAGAUAUUCAUCAAGUGCAGUAUGUAUUCUGACAGUAUGCAAAAACAGGCGCACAUUAUGUGUUAAGGAGCUAAAGGUUUUCUUUGGCAUUACU